Auanema sp. JU1783 is the source of this 513-nucleotide messenger RNA. The record is from the annotation of a GenBank genome assembly. NCBI's taxonomy places the organism in Eukaryota, Metazoa, Nematoda, Chromadorea, Rhabditida, Rhabditidae.
AUGGGCUCAAUAUCAAACUGGACCUUGAUGCUGCUCAAGCCGGACAUUGUUUCCCACCCGCAGUUGUUGAAGAUUCUUAUAAAUGACAUUACCACUGCUGGAAUUGAGAUCAGCGGAGCUAGUCUUCUGCGGCUAACACCUGAAAAAGCACAAAAGCUCUAUGGGAUUCAUAAAGGCAAAUUCUUUUACCCUCGUUUAGUUCGCCAUGUGUGCAGCGGACCUGUAAUUGCGAUGCGCGUUCGCGGAGAUGUACGAGCCGCUCUGGGAAGCAGCAAAUUAUGGCCAUUACCUGUGAAUAAUAUAGUGGAGAAUGAUGUGAAUGAACCUUCCAUCAGGCAACGUCUAAGUUUAUCGGAUGUUCGGAAUGUUGCUCAUACAUCUGAUGCUGAGUUUGCUGCUAAGGAGCUGGCAAUUUUCGAACCAUUUGAAUCACCUAUGACAUUGUUGGAUCAAAUUCUCUCGGAACAGAUAGUUCACAAAAGCACAGCUCAGGAAUUGCAUAUGUCUAAUUAA